AUGUUGGAGUUAUUCUCCCGCGCCAGGCAUCUCAAAUCUCUAUUCUCUUCCUCUUCUUCUCUUGCUCUUCGUCGUCCGCCUUAUGCAGCUCUCCGCCAUGCCCCCUCCGAAACCUUAGUCCACUUUGCUCACCCCUACCGCGGCCUCUCCUCCGUAUCCUCCUUCCUCCAUGCUCGGCGACGCCCCUUGCUCCUCCUCUCCCUCUUCAAUCCCUUCCCGGAUCACUUUUCUUCCACCCCUUCCGACCCCGCGGUUGACUUGCAGGAGGGUCAGAAACCACUCGCUCCUUGCCCCGACCACAAAGAACAGGAGAGUCGCAUCUCGGAGAAGCAAAGCCGGUUCAUCCCGGUCAAAACUUAUUUCCUUUGCACAUGGAUUGAUUUGAAGAGCUUGCAUGCUCAGAACGCGUCCAAUGUUAUCACAUCUCGUAUCACCUCGAAAUACGUUAUUCUCCGAUACUACGAUGUUGAAAUCGAUGCUGAAGUUAUAAAGACUGGUUUUGCAAGUGAAAGUUCUUGUCAUUAUAUGUUGGUGUUUUCUUAUGGUUCAGUUGUAUUGUUUAAUGUUUCUGACCAUGAAGUUGAUAAUUAUCUCAAGAUUGUUGUAAAACAUGGUUCAGGCUUGCUGCCAAAAAUGGGAAAGGAGGAUUUUGCCAUAGUCGAGAAGCCAACUCUAGAUACUUGGAUGCAAGAAGGAUUUGAUUUUAUAGUGCUAAAGCAUUGUAACAUGGAUGAGAUCCAGAUUAUAGGAUGUGUUCUUAGUCAGAGCAUUGCUUUAGAUUACUGCAACCAUCAAGUUGAUGGAAUGAUGCCAGAGUUUAUAGAAAUCAGUCGUAGCACGAAGAAGACAAGAACUUGUAGAAUGAAAAUAAAGCAACUAUUUCAGUUAGCAUGGAAAUCAAAUUCUGAUCUGAAUGCUGUCGUUCUUCUUCAACUAGGGAUUUUGGAGGGUCCACGUGUUGCUGGGAAGAAUGCCAAUUAUGCACCGAUAUGGAAGUAUCUUUGGGAUAAAUAUGAACUAAUGCAGAGAUUUGAAAAUAUGGAUUUCAAGCUGAAAUUUAUAAUUGAUAAUAUUCAAAAGACUCGUGAUGAUCAUUACCCUCCUGAUUCGCAUCAUGAACCUGAAGAAUAG
Messenger RNA from Zingiber officinale, 1131 nucleotides. RefSeq names its product protein RETARDED ROOT GROWTH-LIKE-like. The record is from RefSeq and is a predicted model, not a curated record. The transcript has 8 exons. Lineage: Eukaryota; Viridiplantae; Streptophyta; Magnoliopsida; Zingiberales; Zingiberaceae. Bases 1 to 1131 code for a protein of 376 amino acids.